Pezoporus flaviventris is the source of this 369-nucleotide messenger RNA. RefSeq lists its product as uncharacterized. The record is from RefSeq and is a predicted model, not a curated record. The annotation marks the transcript as partial. The transcript has 2 exons. NCBI's taxonomy places the organism in Eukaryota, Metazoa, Chordata, Aves, Psittaciformes, Psittacidae.
CCAGCAUCACCAGGGCCGCCGCGGACACCACAGCCCCUGGCGUCACCGUCGCCGCUCCGGACACCAGCGCUCCCAGUGCCGACAGCGUCCCUAUGGAGACGGCCCCUGACGUCACGGCCGCGCCGAAGGGCGGCUCCUCCUCCUCGUCGUCCUCGUCCUCCUCCUCGUCGUCCUCUUCCUCCUCCUCCUCCUCCUCCUCGUCCUCCUCCGACUCCGACUCCAGCUCCAGCUCCUCCGAGUCCGGGCCCCCCUCGCCGGCACCGCCUGGCCCCGCCCCUGACGGGUCCCCCAGUGCCACCACCACCACCACGGCCACAGAAGGGCCGGCCCCGGCAGCCCCGGCACCCCCGGACCCGGCAGCCCCGGUGA